UGUAUUCAUGCUGGGACUUGCCGAGCUAAAAGGUAAGUUAUGCUUUCAUAAAACUUAUUGUGAAAUAUAAUCACGAAACCAGGAAGUUAAACUGCAGUCGCCCUUCUCAAAUACGCCAAAAACCUCUGUUGUUUGACUAUGCUUUUCAUUUGAAGUGAGAUCGUUUGAUCUAACAUUCAGGCAUGGUUUCUCUUGCGUUGUCACUAGUAUAACAGUUUGUCCGCUGGAAAUGAAUAAUAUCUUUGAAACUAUAGCGUGAUCAAUCAGGAUAAACUCGGCCACUCUGUUUACAAAUUGCAAACAGUCCUGCUGCUUUUAGCUAUAUAUUGCUGCAUGCUAUGUUUAACAAUUUGUUUUUAAACGACGACCUUGUCCCAGUAGACUUUUAGGAGUAGCUAGAAGUAGAUAUCGCGUGCUAGGUCCUUGCCCUGUUAAUUUGUAACAUGGCAACGCAAAACACUUUCAGCUUAGAUUCCUAUUGCAUAUAGCCUACAGAUUAGUCUGUUGAUAUUUUAAUUUACUUUCGAAUUUUGUGUUUAGUAUCGGUGUCGAUGUAUUUUGUGUUUAUUGUGUUUAGUAUAGGAAUGACCACAAAGGUAUUCCAUUACGUUUUCUUUUAAGAUCGUGUAGUUUCACUUUCUCUUCACAUUCUUGGAUAUCUAUUUGAAUAUUUCGUCGAUAUCUAUUGGCAUACUUCGGUAUCAAAUACAGGGACCGCAGAGCCUGUUAAAAGUGUGUGUGUGUGUGUGGGGGGGGGGGGCAGGAUAAGACGGGAGCUAUUCCACGCAGGCAGGCUUGAUUUUAUCCGGUAACUUUUUAUUAUCCACCGAAAAAGUGGGGGACCAUGGCCCACCUGUCCCCCUGUUCCGCGGUCCCUGAGAUACAUGUAUGAGUUCUGCACUCUGUAGACUAUAUAUAGCAAUUAUUGCUAAAGACACAACAGAUUUGCAGUAACUACAGCAUACAUGGAUAGAAAGUUUAUGUAGUGUGUCGUAAAAAGAAAUUUCCAGGAUCGACGCUAACAAUAAUUAUAUUUAUGAGCUUCAUUUUAAGCAAGAAUGUAUUUUAACCGGCGCGUAUUUUCUGUGGAAACGUAUACAUAUCUUACAAAUAUCUGUAAUUUGAUAAACAUACCAAGCGUGCGUUUUGCUCAAAAUUUACCUAUUUCAGGAGUACGAAAAACGUUUGUUACCGACAGCGUUCCCACCGAAAGACUGCCGGAAAGAAGCUAUGCAUUACCCAAACGCGAGCGCCGAAAACUCGUGCGAAAUGCGCUUGAAAUUUCCCAUGAAUUCCGGUGCAAGACACGGCGUUGACUUCAAAAGUGCAGUCUAUCAAGGAACUGUAACAUUUAACUUGCUAGCCGAGUACAUUUGUUUUGGUACUUUAAGAUACAAAAUUUAGAACAUGCACAUUUUUUUAUUCCAUAUUGCAUAAAUAUGCUCAGCCUCAGUGCAUGGGCAGGCUAUAUAUUGCUUUGGCUGGAUAUACAAAAUACCUGUACUUAUACCUGUCAUAUAAUUUUCAGCCAUAUACUGUAGAUAUUAGGGUUACAAUACUAUGUGGCGAACAUUGAUGUGGUCAAAGAUAUUUCAAAUGUUCCUUCUUUGAUACACAUGUGACAUAGCAUCUGAAUGAUCUGUCGUAUAACUGAUACAACAAGACUGCAUGCAUGCAGGCAAAAAAUUCUUGAUCUUGUACAAUGUCAGGUCGAUUCAGAUACAAUUAUGAUAGGCUAUAUUGCAAAGGUUUCAAAGGUUUAUUAUAUGUCAAUUAUUGACAAAUCUAGCAAAGAAUGAACAGAUUGAACAGUCAUUUACAUUACAGGGUUAUAUAUCAUCACAGUGAUAUCAUAAGUUGAAAAAUUUACAUAUAGGCAAUAACCCGUAAAAAUCUUCUAACAUUUUGUCCUGAUUUUUCAUGAGGAAAGAUUUGUUCUUACUUGACGAGACUUUCUUGAGAGCAGAGUUUAUAUCAGGUCCGAAUAAGUCUUCUUUUAUUAGCUUUGUUUUAAUGUCGAUGACAAUAGAAGCUAGAUUCUCUUUCGAAAGACGCGUUUCCUGUUCGGCAGAUUUUGUUGUGCUCGAAGGUAUUAAAUGAACAGCAUCACGAUGCUGCGCGAGUUUGUGUGUUUCGUCAAGCUAGCCUCCCGUUUUGACUUGCAGAUGUUCGUGUAUUGGGGGCAGGGAAACAAUCUUUUACCCUCAUUUUCACUUAUAGCCUCGACAAAUUCAGCGUCGUCUUCGUCGCUUUCCGUAUCAACAACAGAAACAUCGAGGUUAUAUAAUACAUAGUCGAUUGAGUCACUUGGUUUCGAACUCCACGUCUUCAACAACAAUUUCUGGCUCGCAUAACUCCACAUCUCCCUCGUUAGCCAUGUCAUAGUCUUGUUCACGUUCCAUUUCAUUGUCUUUCGUGGCAUUUGAGCCACAAGUUAGGAAAUUAUAUAGGAUUUCAUACAACGCUAUUGUAAUUUGACAGUGUAAAUUAUAGUAUCGCCAUUUGCACGAUGCACUAUAUUGGUCAUGUGACUAUAAUUUUGGCUGUGGAUCGACAUCAUUUUCCGCUCCCUUUGAAGUUUGCCGGCUAGCAUAACCAGUCUCCUUCUAUUAACUGUGUUCAACAAAGAGCCUGAGAAUAUAAUAUUAUUUCUAGACUCCUUCGAUAAUGACCGAUAAUGUAACCGCUUCGGCCUUCAAUGUAAACAAUGACGUCACCGGUGGAUUUUUCCACCGGUGAUAUUUGGCGCGCUGCAAGUGACAAAAGUCCUUUCCACAGAGGAAGUGAAGCGCGCCAUAGAAGGGCCUGGAAAGGACUUUGGAAAGUCUAUAACAUACCUAACAUAUAUAAAUGUUGGGAAAUUGAUAAUUUUGUAAUUAAAAGUGAUCUUUUUAGGCGAUUUUCCAUUUGUAAAAAUAUUCUCAAAAAAUUAUAGUGUUACCAUGACAACUACUUUGGAUAUUUCAUGUUCGGAAAGAUGACAAUGGAUUUGUCAGCAAGGCGAGGGUUUCUGCAUGCAUGUAUUUUCUAGUUUUAGUUUAGGUUUCCUCCUAGGAUAUAUACUAUGAGAAAUAGUAUUACUAAAAAGUAACAUACUUGGUAAAACUUUUCUGCCUUUUGUUUUGGCUGAAAGUGCAGGCUACGCGUGUAAUACUCGGUAUUGUUUUAUAGUCAUGAAAUUGUGUUUACCCAGCUAAUGACGUCAGAUAAUGUAUGUUGUAGCAUAACGGUGAUUGUUGAACCUUUUAUUAAUUUUUUUCAACCGAACUAAACGCAAAAAACCGGCCAAAAUAUAAAAUUAAGUAUUCCGUAAGUAUACCUAAUAGAUAUAAGCAAUAAAAAUUUUGGUUGCCAAUGUCCUUUAAAGUGUUCUUUAUGAAAACUAAACUGCGUUUAUCGAUAAACUUUGAGUUUGAAAUAAAAUGAUUUUAAAUUCUCGCAUGCAAAUAACUUUGCUUUCUUUUUUAAUUAAGAAUUUUAAGAUAAUAAAGACGGGUAAUCAAUAAAGAUACACUGAAAUUAUAUGCUCUCUUUUUUCAUUUAAAAUAUACGCAUCGAUCAGCUUUUGAAAGAAGUAGCGUAUAUAAAGCAAACAAAGCAUCAACAUUUAUAUUAAAGACCUUUAAUUAAUUUACUCUUUCGCAUCUCCUUGCCGACACGCGGUUUCACAUUACAUUACGAGUCAAUAUUUCUAAUGUAAAUAUCUCGGCGGGUAUUUACCCCCCUUUAAAACAAAACCCACCAUUGAGAUCAUCACAAAAUAACCUUUCGAACGGGGGGUCAAGUGCCGUCAAGACAUUACACAAACCGAAACAAUCAUAGUUUGUACUCACCGCUUGGCAAAACAUUCUGUAUUGGAUAUCGAGAAAAAGUUGAAUAUUUUCUAAACUUUUUGUCAUUUUCUAAAAGGCUAUAUGAGUAAAACACUCUUUGUAUUCAAGCGCUUUCGUGUAGAAAGUUUCGUAUGAAUACGGCCAGUAGAAAUAUUUAUUUUGAAUUUUGAAUUUUUCAAAAUAUCGGCUGAUAUCGGGUUUUUACUCGCACUCGCGUACAUUGCGCAAUAAUUGGCCAAUAAGAAGCUCCUGUGGCCGGGAUGACGUCAAACUCACGCGUGUAGGUGCAAUUUGACCUUCCGAAUCCAUUUCUGGCCUUUGCAGGGUCAUACGAUACAAACGUCGCAUUGUUUUGACGGUUUUCGGUCGUAUUUCCGGUUGGGAUUAACUCACUUCGAACUCCCAGUCGGACAAGAAAUGGAAAUAUAUUGAUAAAAGAUACAAAUUUGAAGAUACAGGCUUACAAAUAACACUGUAGAUAGUGUUUUUGAUGGGGAUUCUAACAAGAAUACUACAAAGACGAUAUGUUCGAAGGGGCCGAAGUUAUUUUCGGCGAAAGGUAUGGCUAGUCGAUAUUUUUGUUCAGACAAUUGCGUAAUUUGAUACAAUAUGAUCGUGUUUGACUUUCAAAGGCCCAUAAAUCGCUACAAUGUUGAUAAUGACCAUAACUAUAGGGAGGAAUUAGUUGAAUCUUUUAUUUCUGAAUCGAAUGGUGGUAUUUUUGUCUUCAUAGCAUGCACUGAACCGAAGAUAUGAAAUUUCUUAGCCGUCGAUCUCUCGAGAUCGACGGGACUGGGACGCGAUGCAUAAGAGUUUUAAGGUAAAAAGUAUGACUGAUCUUCCCAUUGUGGCAAAAAGUAACACUGAUCUAUCCAUUGUGGUAGAGCACAAUAGGCAAUUCCGGCUUUUAAUUUAUGUGCGCAGGGGCUGACGGGAAGUAAGUUAUCGUAUUGCUAAUUAUGCUGAAAAAGUUCAAUAAAAACUGCCGAAACAACCAAAAUAUUUCAAUGUUUACAAAUAUAAGCUAUCAGUACGUGUUUACACGGCCACCACUUUUAGUAAAUU
Molecule: messenger RNA, 4898 nt
Organism: Paramuricea clavata
Lineage: Eukaryota; Metazoa; Cnidaria; Anthozoa; Malacalcyonacea; Plexauridae
Source: the annotation of a GenBank genome assembly